AGAAAACGCAACAAGUAGUUCAGGAAUAAUAAAAGCGGAAAAGGAAAAAGCCGGCUUCUGAAAUUAAUUUAACCCUAGAAAGAACUAUGUAAAGCUAACCCAAACUUAACCACGAUCUCUGACCCGUGGUAAAAAUGAUUUAGGCGGGAAAACCCCAAAACUAUACACACUCACACACAACUCCUCCAACGCUCUCUCUCUCAAUCUUCCAGUCUCUCUCUAAAACUUUUUUGUUUUCUCUCUCAUAAGAAACCAUGAACGGCGGUCGCCGGACCAGGGCCGCGGCGGCGAGCGAGGUCGCCGUGGAAGAAAAGCGGCCAGUGGUGGUGAAAGAAGGAAGCGCAGAGGAACCAAUGGUGGUUCUGGACGAGUCUCAUUUGGAAUCGGAGGUUGCGAAGCUACGUGGACGUUGGGAACUAGCCUCCGUUCUCAACUUCCUCGGCGUUUUUGAGCCUGUGAUUGGGAGUGGUUUGAGGCUCUCGGCGGAAGAGAUUGAGAUGGGUUUGAUUAAGCCAAACAGUUCACUCGCUCAGCUUCACAUUGCGCUUUUGAAGGGAAUACCACCUGUAAGUAAAAAAUUGAACAGUUCUGAUGCUUGGGUGGCUGAACUUUGUAAGAAACUUGAUACUUGGUGGCCAUGGGUAGCUGAAGGGGAGACUCCAUUGGUGGCAGCUAAAGGAGAGGAGAUAAUACCCAGAUACAAACAGCUUGAUUCAACUAAUCGUUUACUCAUUUUGAAGGCACUUUGUGAACUCCGGGCUCAUCAAGAUGAUACAGUUUCUUAUAUAAAUGAUGCUUUAAAACAAGGAAAUGAAGUAUCUUCUUUCCGCAAAGAUAAGAUAGGAGGAGAUGGAAAUGGGACUUCCUAUUGGUAUGAUGGAAACAAAACUAUUGGCUAUAGAUUGUACAGGGAACUGAAUAUAUAUCCAUCAAAGAGAAACUCUAAGGGUAAAGGCUGUUUAACUCCAUCAGCUAUCAACUUUCAAUGGGAAACUCUUGCAACCAAUCUUGAGGAAUUUCGCAAAGUUGUGGAUGAACUCUCAGGUAGCGAUGUUGUUGCAGAAGUUGAUGUUUGUAAGAUAAUUGAAACUGAUGCCAUUCCUAUUCUUGAGAAGCUUCAAAAGAACAAAGAAAGGGCACUGAAACAAAAGCAACGGAAAGCAUUGCUCCUGAAUAGUUUUGCGAAUCCUUAUGGGGCUGGAAUUACUCGCACUUGUCGCACUCGUAGGCCUAUCAACUACACAUUUGAUGAUUAUGACCGGGCCAUUGAUGAGGCCAUUCAACUAACAAAAAAGGGGAAAACUACUGCUGAAAGGAAGGCUAGUCGACAUGAAAGCAAUGGCAUCGACUCUAAUGGGGGCCAAGAAAAGGAUACAGACUCAAAGGAUAGUUCUGGUAAAAAAAGUGACUCCAUGGAUAAUGACGCUGAAAGUGACAGGCUUCAAGAAUUUAAUUCUGAUAAUGAAAAUGAGGAUGCUGAUUAUUCUGGGAAUGAGGAUGCUGAUUAUCGUGGCAAGGAUGAUGAUAUUAAUGAUGGUAGUGACCUAGGAAAUUAUGAAGCAGAUGAGAAUGCUGUAGUGAAAACUAAAAGCUUGGGUGCAAAGAAUAGGUUGAGACAAAGACCCACUCACAAUUCUGCCCUUAACUCUGUUGUGGUACCUGAUUCAGAAGAUUCAGAUGAUGAAAACGUACCAGAAAGUACAAACAAAGAGAUAUCAAGAGAUGAAAGUUCUUCCCCAGGUACUACUGCAGAAGAGGCCAGUGACAGCUAAAAUGAUUUUUGGAAAUGUGAAACCUAACAUUCAAGUGAGUGCACAGGCUAAAAUGUUUUUCCAUGAAUUUUGUAUGCAGACGAAAUUUUGAAACACUAACGUCUUCUAAAAGUGUCAUGGAAAUUUAUUCUCACUAUAUUGUAUCUUGGAAACAGAACUUGUAUUCUUGUCUCGUUUCCAUGAACUCUGUUUAUCUAAAUAGCUGAAAGGUGGUUGUCUUGUACAAGGUUUUAGUUAGGAGAAUGGAGAUUCAACUUGACUAUCCAUCCAA
Quercus lobata is the source of this 2043-nucleotide messenger RNA. Its product is annotated as DDT domain-containing protein DDR4. The record is from RefSeq and is a predicted model, not a curated record. The transcript has 11 exons. Bases 255 to 1772 code for a protein of 505 amino acids. Gene Ontology annotation, biological process: regulation of DNA-templated transcription. Lineage: Eukaryota; Viridiplantae; Streptophyta; Magnoliopsida; Fagales; Fagaceae. Gene Ontology annotation, cellular component: RSF complex.